AUGGCCGUUGCCAUACGGUCCCAGCAGGACAAAGAAGCUGCUGAGACCUGUCUUCCCGCGUUUGGGGGUGGCUUGGGGAUCACCUGGCCACCAGUCUGUCACGUCAAGGACAGCUCGCCGCCCCAACCCCGGCGACAAGCUUGUCGACAAUCUUCGAGGAGGAUGAAUCCUUCUAGUCCCCUUCUGUGGGACAGUACAACGUCCGGCUGGGGAGGGAGGAGGGAGGAGGAGGGAUAUGAAUGA
Aspergillus bombycis is the source of this 243-nucleotide messenger RNA. RefSeq lists its product as uncharacterized. The transcript has 2 exons. The coding region runs from base 1 to 243 and encodes 80 amino acids. The record is from RefSeq and is a predicted model, not a curated record. Lineage: Eukaryota; Fungi; Ascomycota; Eurotiomycetes; Eurotiales; Aspergillaceae.